AUGGAACUCAACGGCUACGGCAGCGACAAGAAGAAGGCCGGCGAUGGAGGUGGUGACGAUAGCAAUGCAGCAGAAGAAAAGACACCUGUCUUUGUUUAUUACCUGGCUUGUUUUGCCACUAUUGGAGGUCUACUGUUUGGAUACGAUACAG
Messenger RNA from Candidula unifasciata, 151 nucleotides. The record is from the annotation of a GenBank genome assembly. NCBI's taxonomy places the organism in Eukaryota, Metazoa, Mollusca, Gastropoda, Stylommatophora, Geomitridae.